CAGGGGGUCGUUUGAGCAGCAUUUGUCAAUCACUAGACAUUUUAGUACCUUGCGAAUAACAUCAUCUAAGAUUUCAUUCACCAUGGCGCUUUGGACACCAUAUUCUCAAGAAGUGGCGCUGGACUUAAGCAGAGCUACUGUUAAGUCGGAGCCGCCAAGAAGUGUUGAAAUUGACAAUUCUUCGCCACCAUUCCCUGAUUACGUGUACCAACGUUACAGUGCUUCACCAGUGGAACAAAUACCGAAUAGACAGCCUUACUUCGCAGGCUUCUCGUAUCCUCCGUCGUUCAGUGUCCCAUCAGCCGCAAUAUCUCCAGAUUCAGUUGGAAGCUCUUGGUCUCGUACGCUCCGUUCACCGAAGUCCAUCAACACUGCACCAUCGCCCCCUGAAUCUCCAGAAUUAUAUGAGACAGAGUCAUUGUCUGAUGAUGUCGAGUAUCAAGCGUUCGAGAGAGAUGCACUGAGGGCUAUGCAGGAGAAAAAUGGAGGUUGUUUAUUGGGGAAUAAUCCGAGGAUGCGGCGUGCCGUCCAGACCAGUCAAGCGGCAGAUGACUCGUACAGAAAACAGAGAGAGAGGAACAACUUUGCCGCUAAACAGAGUAGAGACAGAAGGAAGUUGAGAGAGGUCCGUCUCGCCUUCCAAGUAACAUUUUUGAAAAAGAAGAUGGCUGAUCUCCGCGCUAGAUUGGAAGCUGGUCUGUGUGCGCGUUGCCAUAAUGUUUGCGAGUGCAGAAUUUAAGUACAGCUGGACUAUUGUAGUUUUAAGUUAAUUAUAAUUAUUCUGAUUAUUUUGAUGUCUGUCGUGCAAUUUUAAUUUACGAAAUUAAUUAAUACAAAUGUAAAUUAUAUGUGUAAUUAAUAAAUACAUAUUUCGUGACAUGGUUAUUUUUAUUUACCUUCCCAUAUUAGAUUAUUCCAUCUUAAUUAAUAAAUUAAUAUGAUGACAUAUCUAAGUACG
Molecule: messenger RNA, 958 nt
Organism: Plodia interpunctella (Indianmeal moth)
Lineage: Eukaryota; Metazoa; Arthropoda; Insecta; Lepidoptera; Pyralidae
Product: thyrotroph embryonic factor-like
Exons: 1
Coding region: 83-739 (218 amino acids)
Biological process (GO): regulation of DNA-templated transcription
Molecular function (GO): DNA-binding transcription factor activity
Source: RefSeq, a predicted model, not a curated record